AAUGAAAAAUAUAAGUCUGGAAAUAUAAAAUAUUUUAUUUAAAAAAUGGCGACUACUUCAAACAAUAGUGUUGCUGACAUGACAACAAUAAGCGAAAUAGACGAAGAUGGAAUAAACUAUAAUUUAAGACUUCGAUAUUCUAAUGAUAUAAUAUAUACAUACUCUGGAACGAUAUUAAUCGCUGUAAAUCCAUACAAAUGUAUUAAUAUUUUUAAUAAGGAUUAUGUUCAGCAAUACCACAUGGCCAAAAUGGGGUCAUUAGAUCCCCAUGUUUUUGCAUUAGCUGAAGCUGCCUAUAGAAGCAUUGUUGAAGAAAAAAUUAAUCAGUCAUGCCUUAUUUCUGGAGAAUCUGGAGCUGGAAAGACAGAGUCAACAAAAUUUGUUUUACAAUACUUGUGUGCCAUCACAUCUAAUGUUUCGUCUUGGAUUCAACAACAAAUAUUAGAAGCGAAUACCAUAUUGGAAGCAUUCGGCAAUGCUAAAACUAUUCGUAAUGACAAUAGUUCCCGGUUUGGAAAAUUUAUGCAAGUCUGCUUCAAUGAGAAACACACUAUCGAAGGUUGCGUAAUACAAGAUUAUUUACUAGAGCAAUCACGGAUAACAUUUCAAGGACCAGGAGAACGAAAUUAUCACGUUAUGUAUCAAUUAGUAGCGCAAGGACAAACAAACAAGGAAAUGCGAGAAAAUUUUUGCUUAAGACCUCCAGAAUUUUAUAGAUAUUUAAAUACCAUUGAAGAUAUUUCAGUGGACAUAAACUUAGAAUCAAGGAAAUUCAAUGAACUAACGAUGGCUCUUACUGUAUUGCAAAUUCCACAGUCAGAUAUAGAUUGUAUUUUUAAGGUCUUAAGUUCUAUAUUAUGGUUGGGUAAUAUCGAAUUUAUGGAUAUAGACGGUGAACGAUGCGAGUUUUCCAAAACUGAUGAAGAAAUUAUUGUCAUAUUAUCUAAAAUGAUGGGUCUCAGCACUAAUGAGCUUCAAAUGGUCCUAUUGCUACGCCAGAUAAACGUGCGAGGAAACAUAACGGAAAUACCAUUAAAGCUCCAUGAAGCUAGAGAAAAUCGACAUGCGAUGGCUAGAGCCUUGUACUCUAAAACUUUUACUUGGCUUGUAAAUAAAAUAAACAUAUGCACAAGUCCUGGAAAAGAUUUUAAUCAAUUUCUAGGAGUUCUUGAUAUUUUCGGUUUCGAGAAUUUUACAAGGAAUUCAUUCGAACAACUUUGUAUUAACUAUACGAAUGAAAAGUUGCACAAAUUCUUUAAUCAUUACGUCUUUGCGUUGGAACUUUCAAUAUAUAAGCAAGAAGAUAUAAAUUAUACUCACGUUGAGUUUACAGAUAACUCAUUAUGCUUGGAGCUUAUAGAAAAACCUCCCCGGUGCAUAUUCAAACUUCUCACUGAACAAUGUCACAUGCCCAAGGGAUCGGAUUCAGCGUACUUGAAUAAUCUGCAUGCGGAAUUCGAAUACAAUCCUAUGUACAUAAAGGGUUUAGAUCGUCGUCAUUGGGAAACAGAGUUUGGUAUUAGACACUACGCAGGAAAAGUAAUUUAUUCAGUAGAGGGAUUUGUUGAUAAAAAUCGAGAUAUGCAACAAGAUGUUCUUUUUGAUUAUAUGAGCCGCAGUGAACACACAUUUCUUUGCGAUCUUGCUAAAAGCCAGGAUCAAUCGUGCUCUAAUUUAAUACCUAACGUUUCAACCAACCAACGGGGUACAAGUAAAUCCAAAUCUACAGUCAGCGAUCAAUUUCGUCAACAAUUACAGUCUUUGAUCGACGUACUCCAGAAUACAAAACUAUGGUAUAUUCGAUGUAUAAAACCAAAUUCUCUUAAACAAGCAAAUAUAUACAAUGAGUCCUUAGUUCUCGAUCAAUUGAGGUACCUUGGAAUUUUGGAUAUAAUUCGAAUUAGACGCGAAGGCUUUCCAAUUCAUCUGACUUUCUCAGAAUUCAUAUCAAAAUAUAAAUGUGUGAUAAGAAAUAAAACAUUUUCAAAUAGCCUUAAUGACAUACUGCUUGUAUUAAAAGAGCUUAAAGUCCCUGAAACUGAGUGGCAAAUUGGCAAAACAAAAAUAUUUUUAAGAAGCUCUGCAAUUGAGCCGUUGGAGGAUGAAAGAAAAAGGAUAAGAUGUGCCAACUCAAUAAUUAUACAGAAAAACUGGAGACGUUACUUAAACAAUAAGUAUUAUAUGCAUGUAAAGAAAUCUAUACUUAUUAUACAGCACGCGUAUAGGGGUUGGAAAUUGCGAAUUAAAUUUUUAAGAAUACGUCGAAGCGUAAUAAUAAUACAAAGUCGAUUACGUGGUGUAUUUGCAAGAGAGGUGGCAACUGCUUUACGUGAAAUGCGUCGUGUAGAUGAAGAAAUGAAAAAACGCGAAAGAAUCACAUUUGAAACUCCUACGAAUGAUUAUAAGGCAAUUGAAGAUUGCGAGAGAUUAGUACAAACAGAAAUGAAAGUGCUUACUAAUAUGGCGGAACACAUGAAUAAUAGUAUAGGAAAAUCAAUAGACAAAAACACGGUUUCUGAAAAUAAUUCUACUGAAGAUGGAUCUGCGCAAAACAUAGAUACGGUGGAUUUAGAUAAUUUGUUUGCAUUCUUGACAGAUGGAACAACCGUGCCAACUAAUUCAGUAAUUGAAGAAAUUAAUGACACUAUGAGUAGUUUGGUACAGGAUCUUGAUGGCGAAAUUGAAACUUGCAUGCAAAAGGAACCAUUAAAUUACUUAGACGAUCAAAAGAAGAAUAUAUUACCAACUUCAUCACUUCCUGAACCUUUAAUGGCUCCACCUCCACCUCCAAUAAAUAGCAUCGAAACUAGAUCUCGAAAUUUGAAACCGGAACCCAUAUAUGAAGCACUGACACAUUCAAAUGAAAGCAAACAUACUUCAGAUAUAAAUAUAGCUUUACCUUUAUCCACACGAGAAAAAGAAAACGGGAUAAAACUGACAGUAUCACCAACACUUGUAGAAAAUGAACGUGAACAAAGAAGAAAGUUCAGAGUUGAAAAAAAACUACUAGAAAUGCAUCAAAAUGAAAUUCAAAAUGAGGUCUACAACAAUGACUCACGCUAUAAUAUUUUGAAUUUUGCCGAACAUUUUUUUAAUGCUCACGAACGUUUCGUAGAUGGAACUUUAAUUUCCACAAUAACUAGAAAAGGCAAGAAAGCUAUGGAUCUCGUGCCAAAACAUGAAAUGAUUACAUUUACUAGAUCUGAAAAAAUUGCAACAUCACAUAUACACAUGUAUGAUCCUGAAAACAUUUCUCUAUCUUGUAAUAUAUUUCGAGAACUUUCUAAAUAUAUGCGUGGUGAACAAAAUGCGGAACGUGAGCUGCAAAGCAUUCAAUAUAUCAUCGGCUUGGGUAUUGAAAGAGAAGAAUUGAGAGAUGAAAUUUUUGUGCAAUGCAUGCGACAAACAACAAAUAAUCCCAAUUUGGAGUGGACGGACCGUUUGUGGCUUCUAAUGUGUCUGACAAUAGUUGCUUUCCAACCAAGUAAAUUAUUAUUUAGAUAUUACUUUUCAUUUUUGAAAGAAAAACUGGAAGUUCUGGAUGGAAAACUAAGGCAGUAUGCUCAGUGGUGUUUCGAUAAUUGUAAAUGUACAAAAGUAUCGACGCGAUUACAACCACCUUCAAGUGUAGAAGUUGCUGCUAUGAGACGACUCGGCACAAUUGUCUGUCGAUUUUUCUUUUUAGAUUCUCGAACAAAGGCUAUUGACGUUCAUCCCACAGAUACAGCUAUCGAUGCAGUACAGAAGCUUGCAGAUAAACUUAAUUUGGCAUCAAUUGAAGGUUGGGCAAUAUUCCAAUCCCGUCCAGAUGGCGAAGAGCAUAUAAAAAGCUUUGAAUAUUUAUAUGAUAUUAUCUCUGAAUGGGAGUCUAAGCAAAACUCGCCUAAUAGCUACAAAAGACUUUCAAAUGCUUCUACUUACGGGGAAAAUAGAUUUGUCUUUAAAAAAAGAUUGUUCAAACCAACUCGAGAAUUAUCCCAGGAUCCUGUUGAAGUUGGAAUGUUGUACGCCCAAGCAGUAUACAGUAUUGUAAAGUGUGAUGAAUUUCCAGUAAGUGAAAAAGUUGCUUUACAAUUAGCUGGUUUGCAAGCACAGGUAGCACUUGGGGAUCCAUCUAAUCAGCCGAAGCCUGAGUAUUAUUGUGAUAUCAAUAGCUUUUUACCAAACCGAAUUUCUAAAACAAGAGAACAACAGUUUUGGAUACCGAUUCUUGCUCAAGCACAUCGACAAUAUGGAUCAUCAAGAAAUGAAUUAACUGCUAAAGUGUUGUACUUAAGUUGUGUUAUGCAAUACCCACUUUACGGAACAACCAUGUUUAACGUAAUUUAUAAAGGAUAUUGGAGUUUUGUCAAUAAUAUAAUUUUAGGAAUCAAUUGUGAAGGAGUUUUAUUCAUUCAACCUGAAGAUAAAGUCAUUAUAUAUCAGUUUAAAUAUACAGAUAUAGAAUCAAUUUUAAUAGAUCCAAGUGAUAGUUUUCUUACAAUAUCUCUCAAUCGCACUACUAACCAAUCGCCCAGACUUACGAAAGAUGAUAGCAUUUUUCUGGAUUUGCAAAAAUGUUUUGUAUUUGAAACAGUACAAAAGCAUGAAAUUGGCGCUCUUAUUAUUUCAUAUUACCCAUCAUUAUCAAAUUGGAUAUUAAGUAAUUUUGAUUGCACUAAAAAAGGAAAAGGAAUCACCAAUGAAGAUAGAACAAGAUUGUAUCAAAAUGUUAUUAUAUGCCGCAGGCAAUUAAUAGACUUGAAUAUAGUGCGAAAACCUCAUGAAUCAGGCGGUUUCUUACGAAACACGCUGAGACGCCUAUCUAAGCAUCGUAUCGAAAAAUUACGAGCAGAACAAAGGACAAGUCCUCAAGACCACGGAGAAACAUAUAAAGGAUUUUCUCAUUCAUUUUGGGCAUUCAGUAAACAGCAACUCACUUUUUGUCUAAGCUCAUUGACGGAUCAAGAUGAAACAACAAUGGUUCAAAUAUUUGAUUCAAUAUUACAAUUUUCCGGCCUUGGAAUAUCAGGCGACACAAUAAAGCGAGCGGAGGAUGAGCAUACACGUAUAGUACAAUCCAUUAUGGAUAAAUGCAUGAGAAAGGAUUCUCUCCUAAAUGAACUUUAUCUUCAACUUAUUAAACAAACUACGGAUCACCCUGAUGCUAACUCAAGGGUAAACCUGCGAAAUUGGGCUUUAUUGUCUGUUGCAUGCAGUGUUAUAUUGCCAUCUACAAAAGUUAUUCGAAAAUACUUGAUGGCACAUUUAAAACGGUGUUCUAGUGAUUUCAUAUCUGAAGAAGGAAAGUAUGCCAGAUUUGCAGAAAAGUGUUUUCUAAGGACCCAAGGAACAAGGCGUCGACAAUGGACCCCGAGCUGUGAAGAGAUAUUAUGUACGACAAAUCGAAGGCCAUGCUAUUCAAAAGUCUUUUUUAUGGAUGGACAAUAUUAUUCGUUUGAGUUUCAUCCCAGCUCAACGGCCGGUGACGUUAUUCAAAUAAUUAAAAAAACAAUCGGCCUACAGGAAAAUUCUUUAGGAUAUGCAUUGUAUGAAAUGUUGGGGAAUACUGAAAGAAGUUUAUCAAAUGAAGAGAAGGUUUGUGAUGUAAUGGCAAAAUGGGAGCGGUAUCGCAGUGUAUCCAAAAAGGAUUAUCAUCCAUCGCCUCACCAUCAAAAUAUAUCAAGAUAUAUGAUCAACAGUUCUAUGCAACCCCAACAACAUCAGGCAUUUUUAUUUAAGAAGCAUUUGUUUUGUGAUGCUUAUAUCAAUCUGGAUGACGCAAUAGAAAAAGAAUUACUUUAUCAUCAAAUAUUACAUUCUCUAAGAAGUGAACGAUAUCCUAUAACCGAAAUGGAAGCUAUAAUGCUUACUGCCCUUCAAGCGCAAUUGGAACUUGGAGAUUAUUCUGACAAUGUCAAUGACUACGGAUCUGUUGCCAGUCAUUGUUUACCACCACGGUUCGUACCAAAUAUUCCUCAUGGAGCCGUUGCGAUGCAUCACCAAAGUUUAAAAGGAAUGUUGCCGGUAGAAGCGAAAAAAGCAUUCUUGAACUUAAUACAAAGUUGGCCGCUUCAUCGUGCAACAAUUUUUGACGUAAUGCAAUCUUUUACUUCUAAUUGGCCGAGGAUGUUGUGGUUAGCAGUUGAUCAAAAUGGUAUCCAUUUACUAGAGCACAGAUCACGAAAUAUUUUAUGCUCACAUGAAUAUGAAUCUUUGAUAUCAUUUUCGCCUAAUAUGAAUUCACUGAUGAUUUUUACUGGAACGGAAAAGAAGCAAUCUAAAGUUAUUUUAAGUACAUCUCAGGCUUUCCAGAUAGCAACGCUUAUAAAUGAAUACUCUGAAAUAGUGAAAAGGCGAUGAAUUCCCAUUUAAAUCAAUAAAUUGUCACACCAACGUGUUCCAUAUAUUAAGACGAUCAGUUAAAAUUGGACCUUAUAGCUAAUUAUUAAUAAAAAUUGUAUUAUUUAAUAAAGAAA
Molecule: messenger RNA, 6458 nt
Organism: Drosophila mojavensis
Lineage: Eukaryota; Metazoa; Arthropoda; Insecta; Diptera; Drosophilidae
Gene: Myo81F
Product: unconventional myosin-VIIa
Exons: 23
Coding region: 46-6342 (2098 amino acids)
Biological process (GO): signal transduction; vesicle transport along actin filament; actin filament organization
Cellular component (GO): myosin complex; vesicle; cytoplasm
Molecular function (GO): microfilament motor activity; ATP binding; actin filament binding
Source: RefSeq, a predicted model, not a curated record